AUGGGGGUCACCAAAACGAAAGCCACCAUAGGUGUGCUGUCUACGAUCAUCUCUUAUAUGUGUCUGAACAGUGUCUUCAGAGCAGCAAAACCAGACGCCUUCAUCUGGCAGGAUGAGGAUAGGGAAGAGGCAAGCUGGAUGGCCACAUCGAAAUCUUGGCUGGACCGGAAAGCCUGCCGCUGGAUAGGUGUCUGUGGUGGUGCACAUAUACACUUGAUCUCCGAAUUGGACAGGUUCGGCCAACGGCCCCUGGUAAAGAGCGAAAAUCAGCCCGUAGACAAAGCUCUAGACUGGGACUGGCAGCGGGCGUGGACUGAGGGCAAGGACAGGCCAGAAGACUGGACGGACGAUGAACGUGUCUUGAGAGAAGUCCCCGAUUACGUCUUGGAGUAUGCACCACUGGUUCAUCUCUAUUCUGGGGAACAGUUCUGGCCGUGCGAUAUCGCCGAACACCUGUACCACAUCACCCCGACCCUAAACUACACACCACUUCAAUCCAUCCAAGAACGUGUCACCCUACAAAAUCUGGACAAAUUGAACGACUGGGACAAUGGGGAAUGGGUGUUCCUUACCAGCGAUGACGAUGUCGAAGAGAGGCCUGACUGGUUGGAGGGCGAGAAGAAUAUCCCUUCCAUGACCUCCGAUGCUGAUGAUGAUACGACCCAUGAUAACGAAGACUGGGUCCACACGCCCGGGCGGACGUAUCUCCAGACACUCAAGGAUGCGAUGGCUGACCUGAAAGACUGGUUUGCGCCAGACAUUGAAGGGUUUGAGACUCGGGAAGAUUUUCAGCUUUCACGGUAUGGCCGAAAGGCCAAGGCCAAAGCUGUCCAUCGGGUGCAUCCGGAAUUGCGACGCUCAAUGGUCCAAGAUACUCCGCCGCACCAUCGGCGAGGCGGCCGAAGCGAUGCCCCUGCUGUCUUGAUCACGGUCAACAAGGGCCACGGCAUCGUGGACGCUUUCUGGUUCUUCUUCUAUAGCUUCAACCUGGGUAAUGUGGUGCUCAAUGUCCGGUUUGGAAACCAUGUCGGCGAUUGGGAACACACCGCCGUCCGCUUCCAUCACGGGAAACCAAAGGCCGUCUUCUUCAGUGAACACAACUUUGGUUCGGCCUACAGUUACGACGCCGUGGAGAAGCUCGGGAAGCGACCUAUUGUCUAUUCGGCAUACGGGACCCACGCCAUGUAUGCUACCCCCGGCACCCAUCCGUACAUCUUGCCUUGGGGCAUCCUUCAUGAUCAAACCGAUCGUGGUCCACUCUGGGAUCCCGCUUUGAACUCUCAUGCGUACACGUAUGAUUUCAAGGCGGAUCGUCUCCGUGCCUCUAACAUCACCCCCAGUGCGCCGACCGAGUGGUUCGAUUUCGCCGGCCACUGGGGCGACAAGUUUUACAAGCUGAGGGAUCGCCGACAAUAUCGCUUUGCAGGUCAGUACCACUAUGUCAAUGGCCCAAUCGGCCCCAAGUUCAAGAACCUUGGACGGAAGAAAAUCUGUGCCGGUCCGGAAUCCGCCCCGUGUGUCAUCAAGAAUUGGCUCUCGAGUGGUGACAAGAUCGGACGUCUCCAUCUCUCCAAUAAGAUCGGAGAGAACGAAUUUUGA
Messenger RNA from Capronia coronata CBS 617.96, 1599 nucleotides. RefSeq lists its product as uncharacterized. Lineage: Eukaryota; Fungi; Ascomycota; Eurotiomycetes; Chaetothyriales; Herpotrichiellaceae. Bases 1 to 1599 code for a protein of 532 amino acids. The transcript has a single exon. The record is from RefSeq and is a predicted model, not a curated record.